Molecule: messenger RNA, 5339 nt
Organism: Calidris pugnax (ruff)
Lineage: Eukaryota; Metazoa; Chordata; Aves; Charadriiformes; Scolopacidae
Gene: ADARB2
Product: adenosine deaminase, RNA-specific, B2 (inactive)
Exons: 9
Coding region: 62-2134 (690 amino acids)
Biological process (GO): RNA processing; adenosine to inosine editing
Cellular component (GO): nucleolus; cytoplasm
Molecular function (GO): tRNA-specific adenosine deaminase activity; double-stranded RNA adenosine deaminase activity; double-stranded RNA binding
Source: RefSeq, a predicted model, not a curated record
AGUAAGCAUACUGUCAACCUUCAUAGCGCCCUUCAAGUACCUGAGUCCUGGAGCAACCACCAUGGAGGAUGAAGACAAUUUAAGUACCAGCAGUGCAGAAGUAAAGGAAAAUCGGAACAUUGGCAACCUGGAGGAUCAUCCAAUAUCCUCUAAUGAGAGGGCAAGAGGGGGGACAUCUAGCAGUAAGAGAAAAAGACCUUUAGAGGAAGGCAAUAAUGGCCAUUUCUGCAAACUCCAACUCAUCUGGAAGAAAGUCUCAUGGUCAGUGACGCCAAAGAACGCUCUGGUUCAGCUACAUGAACUUAAACCAGGUUUACAAUAUAAAAUGGUUUCCCAGACAGGUCCAGUGCAUGCUCCAGUCUUUGCUGUCGCUGUGGAAGUAAAUGGACUUACGUUUGAAGGCACAGGGCCCACAAAAAAGAAAGCCAAAAUGCGUGCUGCAGAGCUAGCUCUGAAGUCGUUCGUUCAGUUCCCCAACGCCUGCCAAGCUCACUUUGCCAUGGGAAACUGCAUCAACCCAUCCACGGACUUUACUUCCGAUCAGGCAGACUUUCCAGAUACUCUGUUCAAGGAGUUUGAACCAUCUACACACAGCGAGGACUUUUCAGUCUAUAACCCCGUUAAUAACGAAUUGCUUUCCACCGCUUAUCGGCAUGGGCGCUUACUCUGCCAUACGCUGGACUUAAUGGGCCACGGUAAGCAAAACAAGCACAAGAUGGCGUCCAAAGCGGAGAGCGAGAAGAACCCGGUGGUGCUGCUAAAUGAGCUGCGGUCAGGCCUGCGGUACGUCUGCCUGUCGGAGACGGUGGAGAAGCAGCACAUCAAGAGUUUUGUGAUGGCGGUGCGAGUGGACGGGAGAACAUUUGAAGGCUCAGGUCGUAGCAAGAAGCUGGCCAAGGGGCAAGCGGCGCAGGCGGCCCUGCAGGCCCUCUUUAACAUUCGGCUGCCCAGCCACAUUCCCAGCAGGAGUAAAUGUCACCACUUGCCACAGGAUUUUGCCGACUCCAUAUACCAAAUGGUUGCACAGAAGUUCCGGGAGCUGACAGACAAUUUCACUUCCAUGCAUGCACGUCACAAAACUCUUGCAAGCAUUGUGAUGACCAAAGGUUUGGACAUCAGGCAAGCUCAGGUUAUUGUGCUGUCCUCAGGCACCAAAUGUAUAAAUGGGGAAUACAUUAAUGACCAAGGGCUUGCGGUCAAUGACUGUCAUGCAGAAAUUGUGGCAAGAAGGGCAUUUGUUCACUUCCUCUACUCACAGCUGGAGCUACACUUAAGCAAGCGGAGAGAAGACUGGGAGCGAUCAAUCUUCGUGCGAUUAAAAGAGGGAGGCUACAGGCUGCGGGAGAACAUCCUGUUCCAUCUGUACGUGAGCACUUCACCCUGCGGAGACGCACGCCUCAACUCCCCCUACGAAAUCACAACUGACUUGAACAGCAGCAAGCACAUAGUGAGAAAAUACCGUGGGCACCUCCGAACCAAGAUUGAGUCUGGAGAGGGCACCAUUCCCGUCCGGUGUCACAACGCGGCCCAGACGUGGGACGGCGUGUUGCUGGGAGAGCAGCUCAUCACCAUGUCCUGCACAGACAAAAUCGCCAGAUGGAACAUUCUUGGGCUCCAAGGUGCUCUCCUCAGCUCCUUCAUUGAACCCAUGUACUUGCACAGCAUCAUUGUGGGAAGCCUCUAUCACACUGGUCACCUUUCCCGGGUAAUGAGCCAUAGAAUAGAAGACAUUGGUCAGCUGCCAGCUUCAUACCGGCGCAAUCAGCUGCUUCUCAGCGGGGUUAGCCACGCUGAUGCUCGUCAGCCCGGAAAAUCUCCCAGCUUCAGUGUGAACUGGAUUGUGGGGAAUGCCGACCUGGAGGUUAUCAAUGCCACAACGGGGAAGAGGACCUGUGGCAGUCCCUCACGGCUCUGCAAGCACAUGUUCUUCGCUCGGUGGGCAAAGCUUCAUGGCAAGCUGAGCACACGAGUCGUGAGCCAUGGAGACAUGCCAUCAGUGUACAGCGAGGCAAAGCUGGUGGCUCAGACGUACCAGUCUGUCAAGCAGCAGCUGUUUAAAGCGUUUCAGAAAGCCGGUCUGGGCACCUGGGUGAAGAAACCCCCAGAGCAAGAUCAGUUCCUACUAACUGUAUAAAUCACUCGACACCUUUGCUACAUGACCGGAUCAAAUCAGCUGGAGAGAAGGGUAGGCAGGACACGUGAGCCGAGAGAACUGAAGCAGUUUGAGAUUUAACAGCAACCUCCAUGGGAAUAUUUGCUUUUAAUUCUGUAUUGGAAAUGCGUAAAUAGAAAUGUGUCUGAUGCACUGAACUCGGCUUUAGAAAACCGCUUUUUCAUGAUCCCUUCCCAAGAAUGUACCUGCCCCAGUUAUAAUGCCACCUCCACAGGGAUUCAUUCUGCUUUUCAUUGUUUUUUUGCUGUUUGUUAUUAGUGAUUUGAGGCGUUAGCAGGCCACCUGUCUGAUCCAAAAUAGAGUUUGUUUUCCCUCACAUAAUCAAUGCAAGAGUCAUCACUGAAUAACGGAAAAUAGUGAGCAAAAGAUGGAAGUACCCCAGACACACGGCAUGACAGCAGGUCUCAGAGCAUCCAUAAUCAUCCACAAAAAAGGCGUCUAACCUCUAUGCAAAAAUCAUCCUGUUAGCUGCCUAAAUCUGUGAGAAAGAAUUUGGACCUCAAAGAUAUGCAGCAUUUUUAAACUCCAUUUUCCCCUGCUGGCUCAGAGCACAAAGCCGGGCUUUGGAUUCUCUUGGUUUUUAGACUUAUUCCCUCUGACACGUUUGGACAAACCACUUCCCACCAAAUCUUCAAAUCUGGCCACAAGUUUUGCACACUGCAAAUUUUAAUUAUCCAGGCCCAGUUCAUCACCCAUGACCUUUAGGCACCAGCCAGAAUGCAGAUGCUCUUCAAAAGGGCAAUUCAACUCUGUGCUGCCUGUGGAGGUGCACAGCUCUGCAGGGGCCAGCAGUGAAGACUGGUGUGAGGAUGGAGGCAGCUCUGGAACUUCAGGUAGUUGCCUAAAAUCAGGCAGGCUGGAGACAGGACUCAGAGCCUCAGAUUUCAAAAUUUAUGAGGAUCCACAGCUCUAAAUUAAGUGUGUUUGAGCUCAGGAUGCUCCAUACAUCUGCAAAAUUGCUGGAUUGGGUGACCACAACAAGACAACCCAAACUAGAGAGCACAUUUAAUGCUUUCCUCUUUACUGCCUCAGUUUGUCCAUCUGUAAAAUGGGGAUAAUGAUUAUUACCUGCUUCACAUGUAAGGAACUCGGCAGGAACAAAUUGCUCUGGUCAUAUGCAAUGGUGUAAGCCAGAUUCUGUUGCUCUUGCAGUGAGUUUUACCUCCCCAUAUAGUCCAAUUGACAGAAGUGCAGCAGAUGCAGCUACAGGCUUGGGUAAGGUCUUAAUGUAAGAGCUUUCAGAUUCUAGCUCUAUGUAAAUGCCAAGUAUUAUUAUUAUUAAAGUUUGUCUGCAGUUUGAAAAGCAGGUGGGGUUUUUCAGUUCAUAGACAAGUAGCACCCAACAGUUGAAUAUUUUCUUUGUAACUGUGGCUGGGUCUGAUAUAAUCACAUCUUGAAACCAUCCCAAACUUCAUCAGAAUGCAGAAGAUACAGUCAUGGGAGAACGGAGCUUUGAUAGUCCCACUGCAGAACCAACCUUCAAACACCCGGUGUAUUUCUUUUAGGUUUUGGUUUUUUAAAUGACAGGAUUUGCGGGUAUAUAACUACUGUUUUCUUUCCUUUUUAUUCCUGUGAUUCUCUUUAAAUCUGUAUAUAACAUGCUGCUACUGAUUUGUGAUAAUUGUCUUGGUAUUUUCUCAGAAUUGUCAAGCUGAGUUACUUUUCAAACAACACAAGGCUCAUAUUUUUCCAUGUAAUUUCCUUUACACGGGAAACUGUUCCUAUCAAUAAAGAUAGAUGCUCUUUGUAUAGGGUUUAUCAUGUUUGGAGAGCCAUAUACAGUAAAUACAUUGUUUAUUGAUGCCCACAAUAGAAUAGCUACAGUAUUUUGAUGAGAUUUUAUUUUUAGAUUAUAAACUACAAGAUGUAUCUAUAGUGUCUUGUAUAAAAACAAUUGUGAUAAACUAGAAUUUUUAAAUUAGAUAAAAAAAGCUCUCCCAGAAACCUUUUCAGUGAAAUAAUACAUUCCAUAUUAACUACCAAAAAUAUUUAAAAAAAUAUCCUUAGAGUAGAAAUAGUAUUAAAAAACAAAAACAAAAAAAAAAAACUAAGACGUUUCAAUAAUGGAAGCAUUUUGUGGUAACCACUUUGUCAAUACUUUGAUCACUUUGUCAGCUCUUCUGAUUAACAUUCAGAAUAUUUUUGACACCUUCUGGAGCUUCCUGAUACCCCACAGUAUCCUGCCCUCUAACACAGCUGUCACUGGUGCAAACUUCCAGUGUAACCUGGGCAGCAAAGGUGCCCAGAGGGGCAGCGAGUGGGUGGGGGAUCAAGCCCAUGACUGGAGGUGUGGGAGAAGCUGUGGGUGACACCGGCAGUGGCGGUCCAAGGGGCUCCAGCUGCUCCCACCAAGGGAGAGAAACCAGAGGGCAACCAGAGAGAAGGACAAGGUUUCUCAUGCAGAGAUCCAUAAGGCAGGAGGAAGCAGUGUCUUCUACUUUUUCUCUCUAACUUAGUCUUUAUCUAGCACACAAGAGACCUCAAGUUUCCUCCUUACAUCUCCCUGCCUUCAUCCACCUUCCUCCAGCCCUGGCAUGAUGUCAGCCCAACUAAUGGCGUAAAGCUCCACAGGCCAGUGUUGCAGCUACUGUGACAACAAUGCACCAUUCCUGGUUAUUUUAAGGACAAAAAGAAAAGUGUGGUGGAAUUGAAUUAUCCUUUGUUGCAAGAAAUACAUAAAUGCAAUCUUGGAUUCAGCUGCCAGAAGGAGUUUGGUAGGGGAAACCAAACUGAGUCCCCACUGCAAGUGGGCAUCAGCUGAUCUCAUUGAAGGCAAUGGAGUUGCACCUGCUUGCACUGGGGUUGAAUACAACCUUAAAUGUCUAUUUCUCAUUACCUGCAGCAAUGGAGUGUGAUGGGACCACAUCCCAGAAGCACACAGAACCUACAGGCAGCAUUUCCUGAAGCAAAGGAAAACUUGCUCAGUAGUAAUUCUUUAGUGAAGAUUCUGUACAUAACACGCAUGAGUGAAUGGCAAUACUGUACUAAUGGAUGUACAUUUGUAAUAUUUGUAAAAAAAAAAGAAACAAAAAAGACAACAAAAGAAAUAAAUCUGAAUUUACAUAUGUGAAUUUGCUGCUAAGUUCUGUAAAUUGCACUUCAGUGAUACCUGAUAAGUGAAUGUUUCUGUUAAGUGAAUAAAAUGCCAAGUAAAAUUGUUCUUUCA